This is a messenger RNA of Gilbertella persicaria, 1455 nucleotides long. RefSeq names its product major facilitator superfamily domain-containing protein. The coding region runs from base 1 to 1455 and encodes 484 amino acids. Gene Ontology annotation, molecular function: transmembrane transporter activity. The transcript is spliced from 4 exons. The record is from RefSeq and is a predicted model, not a curated record. Gene Ontology annotation, biological process: transmembrane transport. NCBI's taxonomy places the organism in Eukaryota, Fungi, Mucoromycota, Mucoromycetes, Mucorales, Choanephoraceae.
AUGAAUUGGAAGACUAUUUUAAAGUCAAGACUGUUGAUUAAGCCACCAGUUGAAUCAGAUCCUCGACUUCUAAGCAAUAAAGCCAAAGGGUUUGUUCUGGUAUGCUUAGCUUUAUGUGCUAGUACACCAGGCUUCUCUAGUACAAUCUAUUUUCCAGGCUUACCAGAUAUUACUGCUGAUCUACAUGCACCUUCAAUGGCAACUACAUUAACAGCUGCACUGUUUGUUUUGUUUAUGGGUAUUGCACCUGUAUUUUGGGCGGCCUUAUCUGAUUUCUAUCAAAUUCGUCGCUUUUUAUUCAUGUGCUCCAUGAUAAUCUUUGCUGCUGCCUCUAUUGGUUCUGCUUUUAUGAAUAACAUUUGGGGUCUUGUUGUACUUCGAUGUUUACAAUCUGUAGGCGCUUCUUGUGGCCAAUCUGUUGGUGCAGGUGUUGUUGCAGAUAUCUAUCCUAUUGAACAAAGAGGUGCUGCUUUUGGAAAAUACUUUUUUGGUGUAUUUAUUGGCCCAUUAUUGGGCCCCAUCAUUGGUGGUUUCUUGAUCAUGAGCGACCUUACAUGGCGAGCUACUUUUUGGUUUUGUUUUGCUUUUGCUCUUUUCAAUCUUGCUGUCAUCUUUUUGUUUUAUCCAGAGACAUAUCGCAACAAUGAAAAGUAUGACUUGGAACUCCCUAUGGAUAAUGACAACACAUCAUCUGCUAGUAGUGAAACAUUAGAUCCAGUGGCACCAGAAAAAAAUGCUGAAAACGAUACAGUGAUGAAGUCAGCCAUCAACAAGCGCAUUAAUCCCAUCGCUCCUUUUCUUUUGCUUCGUCAUCCUUUUGUCUUUUUAGCUUCGUUCGUUUCAGCUGUUGCUUUCGGUAGCAUGUUUGCUGUUGAAACAAUCAUUCCUGACUUGUAUGAGACCAAAUAUGGAUUCAAUUCAUGGCAAACAGGCCUAAGUUAUCUCGGCGCUGGUGUCGGGAACAUGUGUGGUGCUUUUGUUUGUAGCAUGCUAUCAGAUCGACUCUUAUUAAGAUCACGUCGUCUUCGUGGGGGUGCUUCUGUUGUAGAAGACCGUUUGACAGCUAAUUUAUGGCCUGCUUGUUUUAUUGUUAUUCCCUUUGGUCUACUGUUGUUUGGUUGGACCAUUGAAAAGGGAAUGAGUUUUUGGGCACCUAUUAUUGGGUUCGGUAUCCAGAAUUUUGGCAUGAAUCAGAUUAUGACUUCUACUUCUGCUUAUAUUGUAGAUGCUAUGCCUGGUAAUGGUGCGUCUGCUACAGCUGCUGCUAAUCUUGUACGUAUGGUGCUUGCCUGUAUUCUAACUCUUGUGGCAAACCCCUUAGUCGCUGCUAUUGGUGCUGGAUGGACAUGUGUCUUUUUGGCAGGAUUGACUUAUGUGUCUUGCAUUUGUCUAGUUAUUCUCAAACUGAAAGGUCCUGCUAUGCGAACCUACAGUGGUUAUGGCGAUAAACGUUAA